Molecule: messenger RNA, 446 nt
Organism: Drosophila elegans
Lineage: Eukaryota; Metazoa; Arthropoda; Insecta; Diptera; Drosophilidae
Exons: 3
Coding region: 65-166 (33 amino acids)
Source: RefSeq, a predicted model, not a curated record
UAUAUAAAACAGCCGCUUAGAGCUGCUGUUGUUAGUACAAAUUAGAAAACCAAAGGAACUUGGCAUGGAGGAUUGUGAAAUUAUUGGAAUGAUAUUUGAAAUCAUUGGGGACAUGCUGUUCGGCUCUAACAGCUCUUCUGAUGACGAUUAUGACUCUUCGACCUAAAAAGCGUUUGUCAAGGUCGCUAAAUAUUAAAACAGCCGAAUAAUUAAUACAAAAAAUUAACCACCUAACCAAAUGAUAUAUAUACAACAAUAUAUGUAAAAAGAAACAAAGUUAAAUCAAGCAUUAUGGACUGCUGUGAGCUGCCGGAAACAUUUUUAAGCUUCCCUAACGACCUUUUCUUCUCGGACAUAACUGAUGAGGAAUACUUUGGUGAUUACUACGACAACUAAAAUUGAAAUAAUCCGAUGAUCGCAAAGCAAAUAAAUAAAUUUGAUAUGAG